Molecule: messenger RNA, 1302 nt
Organism: Monascus purpureus
Lineage: Eukaryota; Fungi; Ascomycota; Eurotiomycetes; Eurotiales; Aspergillaceae
Source: the annotation of a GenBank genome assembly
AUGUCGAAGAAGAACAAGGGGAAGAAGGUCGCCGACCCCAAUGAAACGUCCAAGCUCCUAGCCGCCAAAAUUUCGCAGUUGGAACAGGAUGCUGCUGGAGAAAAGGACCAGGAAAUGGAGAUUGAGCGCGAGGUCAAGAAGGCUACGAGGGAUUUGAACCAACUUCUCAGUAACAUCGAAUCACCCAUGACCCGUCUUGAAACCGUUCAUAAGAAAUAUACGGAGCUUCUGGCCGAUAUGAAGAAACUCGACCGCGACUAUGCCAAAAGCAGGAAGCGUGCCGAUCAGCUGCAAAAGGAUCAGGACAAGGGAAAGUCGGAGUUGAAUAAAACUGUGACGAUGAAGGAUAAGCUGGAGAAGUUGUGCAGAGAACUCACCAAGGAGAAUAAGAAAGUCAAAGAUGAAAACAAGAAGCUCGAUGACAAUGAGAAGAAGGCACGGAUGAUCGUCAACGAACGACUCGAUUCACUCUUGUACGAUAUUCAAGAUGUCAUGGCUGCUAAUAAGGGGAAUCCCCGCAACGAAAAGCUGGACAUUGACUUGGAUGAGGCUCUACGCACCAAGAUAAAAACAAUUGGCGAAAAGUUUGAACUGCGAGAGUUGCAGUACAAGUCCAUCCUGCGCAGCAAAGACGCUGAAAUUCAAUCGCUCACUGCCAAAUACGAGGAACAGCGCCGUGCGACUGAGAACGAAGCUGCUCGUUGCCGCGCGCUGAGCUCCCAAGUCUCUACUUUCUCGCAUACCGAAGCGGAAUUACGCAGCCAGCUUAAUAUUUAUGUGGAGAAGUUCAAGCAGGUCGAGGAUACCCUCAACAAUAGCAACGAGCUUUUCUUGACUUUUCGGAAGGAGAUGGAGGAGAUGUCCAAGAAAACGAAGCGCCUGGAGAAAGAAAAUCUGACUCUCACUCGCAAACAUGACCAGACGAACCGCAACAUUCUCGAGAUGGCCGAAGAGCGCACGCGAAAUCAUGAAGAGCUUGAAAAAUGGCGGAAGAAGAGCCACCAUCUGGAAGCACUAUGCCGACGAAUGCAAGCCCAAGGUCGCGGUCAGAGUCUUAAUGCUGAAUUAGAUGGUGAUGAUGAAGGCACUGAAAGCGAAUACGAUGAGGAUUACGAAGACGAGGAAGAUGAUGAGGGACUCAGUGACGAAGACUAUGACUUCGACAACGCAGAUCGGCCUAUCAAUGGCGAUAGGAUCGUCCAACAACCACCCGAGAAGCCUGUGUUUGGGCCUCCACCUCCGCCUAAUCUUGCCGAAGCUCGCGCAAAUGGAACUAAGGCAGUGGUAAAUGGGUGCCAUUAG